AUGUAUCCUCUUUCCUCUCCUGCCGCUUCGCGUCACCUCCUGCACUCACUUUCUCGACCGCCUCCCAGCGACUUCCGGCGUGCUUCAAAUACCCCGUCUCCUCUCUGCCCCCCGCCGUCCGCCGUGCCGCCAGCGGUGCGCAUAAAUGAUGAGCUGCGGGGCGUCCUCACGCGGGAGCUGCGCGGGGAGGGCCUCGUGCGCGCCAGCGGGCUGUCCACAACCGUUGUGCGCCCGUACGCCCUCAGCGAGGAGCUGGUGGGCGCGGCGCUGCACUUCCACCAGGGCGACAACAUGACGUACUGCAGCCAUGCCAUGCCAUGCCACCAUGACGUUUCAGAAGCUUUGGUGUAUCUUCUCGCCCUUCGCACCUCCCAUUCCAUGCGCCCGUCACACGCAUCUGUAUUGGCGCUUGCAGCAUUCGGCCCGUUGCGGCAAGGCCUGGGGCUGAACCGUUGUCGCCAGCUCACCAGCCAUGCCAUGCGGGCACUCGCUGACACGCCAGCUGCCGUGGCCGUGAUGGCAAGCAAGCACGUCUUCUCAUAA
Messenger RNA from Closterium sp. Naga37s-1, 543 nucleotides. NCBI's taxonomy places the organism in Eukaryota, Viridiplantae, Streptophyta, Zygnematophyceae, Desmidiales, Closteriaceae. The record is from the annotation of a GenBank genome assembly.